This is a messenger RNA of Polychytrium aggregatum, 1554 nucleotides long. RefSeq lists its product as uncharacterized. The transcript is spliced from 2 exons. Bases 1 to 1554 code for a protein of 517 amino acids. NCBI's taxonomy places the organism in Eukaryota, Fungi, Chytridiomycota, Chytridiomycetes, Polychytriales. The record is from RefSeq and is a predicted model, not a curated record.
AUGCCGACGCUGCUGUUUGCUGCCCUGGGGUCGAUGGGCGAUGUGCUGUUUGCCUUGCAGCUGGCCCUGCAUCGAGCGCACUUGGGUGACCAAAUCGUGUUCUUUACCCACUCGGAUCACAUCUCCACCUUCCGGCAUGUUCACCCCGAGCCAGCCAUGCGCUUCCGCUCCUGCGGCACCGAUGGGCAGCUCAACAGCGACCUGGACCAUGUCUCGAAACACACCCGGCGCCAGAUCGAGCUCGCAAGGCUGGCCGAAUGUCGCUCGCUCGAUUUUGAUCUCGUCGUCUUCAACCUCUUUGCCCUUGAAGCACAUGCCCUUGCCGAGGCAGCCGAUGUGGGCUCGAUCGCCGUCUCGCCGUUCCUGCCGACCCACAGGCCUUUCGCCAUGCCGCCGACACUCUGGGCGGAUAUCGUGACGAUGACCAUGGAAGCUGCCGAUGCUACCGAUGCUGUCGAUGCUGCCGACAGCGGCGAGCAAGGCGGCACAUGUCCUGCCGUCGAGAGUGCCCGCCCUGUCAAUGCAGACCGCAGCAACGCCCAGACAGCAAUCUGUCCUCCGGAUUUCCGCCUCUGGAUCUGGCGGCUUUGCCUCGACGACAUUGGUCGAUGGCGCACAUCGCUUGGUCUGCCCGAGUCGGUCGUCAGCGCACGCCAGGACCAUGGAGCUCUCGAGUAUCCGGACAUUCCGCUGCUGCUUCCAAUGAACUCCAGGUGGGCAGGGUCUGUCCCUGGAGCCCAUGUUCUUGGGCACUUUGAUCCUGGGCAGGUCUUUGGCCGGGCCGAGUACGCCGAGACCAACGAGAGCGAACCACCAAGCAACUCAGGCCCCGAGACCGCCGAGCAUGAUCCGAUCCUGGCAUUUGUGAACAGCAACCCUCAGGCCCCAAAGGUGUUUGUGACUUUUGGAUCGAUGGAGACGCUUUGUCCGGAGCUGGCCGAGACACACUCGCCGCAGCCCGGCGACGGACCCUCUGUCCUCUGCAACUUCGUGCGCAAGGUCGCCUUUGCGAUGCGGCUGGCCGGAUGCCAUGUUCUCUGGCAAGUCACUGCCGGAUCACCCCUGACAAAGGCUUUGCAGUCUGCUGCAUCUGACCACAUCAGGGUCUGGGAUCGGCCGGUUUCGCACUCAAAGUAUCUGCCCCUCUUCAACGCUGCCGUUCACCACGGAGGGGCCGGGAUCGUGGCUGCUUGUCUGUGUGCAGGCAUCAAGCAAAUCGUCGUUCCGCUGAUGUUUGACCAGUUCGAUUGGGCCGAGAAGGUGCAGUCCGAGGGUGUUGGCCGGUCCCUGGACUGGAAUGACACGACCCUGGUGGACUGGGGAGAUGCCAUCGCCUGGUCGCUGGAUCGCUCGGAUCUCGCCGCGCUGGAGCGAUGGCAGAGCGAGCUGGAUAGGGAUCGGGAAGAGGGCGUCUGUCUGAAACGAGCCAGCGCUGUCGUCGACGGCACCCUCGUCGAAGGGCCGCAGCGGCGGAUCGCAUUGCUCUGGGACAGGAAACGCAGCAGAUCCGACAAGAGCUUUGAUCCGCACGAGCCUACAGGGAAACGCCGAUGA